Molecule: messenger RNA, 722 nt
Organism: Petromyzon marinus (sea lamprey)
Lineage: Eukaryota; Metazoa; Chordata; Hyperoartia; Petromyzontiformes; Petromyzontidae
Source: RefSeq, a predicted model, not a curated record
AUCCAGUCACUCGUGAUGAGACGCCGCUUUUGCCUAGAGCACUUGACGCGAGACUACACGGUGGACCUUUGCCUUUGCCUUGGCAGCCAUCGGCAGAGGAGGUUCGCCAGGUGGAACAGCUGACGAAGGAGACUCACGAUAGGGUGGAGGAGCUCAAGAAGAGGAACCUCUGGGUGGACGUGCUGAAGCUGUGUCGGCAGUGCCUGUCCAAGCAGGAGGCGGUGUUUGGUGAGUGUCACGUGAGCUUGGUGAGGAUGGUGAGGCUAAUGGCGGACGUGCUGGCCUACCUGCAGUCCUUCAACGAGGCCGCCACCUUCGCACAGCGCACUGUCGACGCGAUCGAGAAGAUCUACCACCCCAACAACGCCCAGCUGGGGAUGAUGGUGAUGCGUGCCGGGGUGACUCACUGGCACGCAGGCCUCAUCGACAAGGCCCACGCACACGUGUGUCGCGCCCUGGGCAUCCUCAUGGUCACUCACGGACCCCUGCACCCUAUCACCAGAGACCUGGAGGGCCUGCGCGUCCAGACCGAGAUGGAGCUGCGUCUCUUCCGCGAGAACGAGUUCGCCUACGAGAGGCUCCGUGAGGCUGCCCUGCAGGGCUCCUCCAUGCGCCUCAUGGCCGAGCCUCAAACGGGAGACUUACGGCACAAGUGAUGAUGGCUGUGAUGGCUGUGAUGGCAGUGAUGGCUGUGAUGGCAGUGAUGGCUGUGAUGGCUCGCC